Molecule: messenger RNA, 714 nt
Organism: Fusarium sp. VM40
Lineage: Eukaryota; Fungi; Ascomycota; Sordariomycetes; Hypocreales; Nectriaceae
Source: the annotation of a GenBank genome assembly
AUGCGCUUCUCUCCACUCCCCGUCCUCCUUCUCCUCUCCACUCCCUCCCUCGCCGCCCCCAACGAGCCCUGCUACGGUCCCAAUGGCACACCGGGCGUCUGCAUCACCGAAGCAUCCUGCACAUCCUCCGGCGGCACCGCCAUUUCCGGCGCCUGCCCGGCCGACGCCGCCAACAUAAAGUGCUGCUCCAAGGCUACCUGCUCCUCCGGAAACUGCCGCUGGUCGUCCGACUGUACCGGUACCUCGGCGAGCGGUCAGUGUCCCGGUCCUGCGCAGAUGAAGUGCUGCUCCGCCGGCGGAACGGGCUUCGGUGGGUAUUCGGCGCCGACUAUCCCCGCUGUGGGCGCCUGUAAGCAGGUUUCUGUAGAUGCGUCCAAGAAAGUCGUUGCUGCGUUCCCUGGAAGGGUGAGGGAGAUUGGAUGUAAGAGGGCUUGUGACUGUCCUGGGUCUUCGGAUCAUUGCUGUGGUCUUGCGACUGAUUUUAUGUGCUCUGACGCUGGUGGUACUGCUACCCUUUCUGGCAAAGAGAUCGCCGAGUGGUGCAUGAGGAACCGCAGCGCUCUGAACCUCAAGUAUGUCAUCUGGGGACAAAAGAUCUGGACUACCUCUGUCGAUAAGACGGAGAAGAACUGGGAGAGCUGGCGAACCAUGGACGAUCGUGGUGACCUGACUCAGAACCAUUGGGACCAUGUUCAUGUCUCAUACAACGGCUAA